Protobothrops mucrosquamatus (brown spotted pit viper) is the source of this 968-nucleotide messenger RNA. It is a transcript of the gene SIX2, whose product is annotated as SIX homeobox 2. The transcript is spliced from 2 exons. The record is from RefSeq and is a predicted model, not a curated record. Gene Ontology annotation, biological process: regulation of transcription by RNA polymerase II. Gene Ontology annotation, cellular component: nucleus; transcription regulator complex. Bases 1 to 864 code for a protein of 287 amino acids. NCBI's taxonomy places the organism in Eukaryota, Metazoa, Chordata, Lepidosauria, Squamata, Viperidae. Gene Ontology annotation, molecular function: RNA polymerase II cis-regulatory region sequence-specific DNA binding; DNA-binding transcription factor activity, RNA polymerase II-specific.
AUGUCCAUGCUGCCCACUUUUGGCUUCACCCAGGAGCAAGUGGCUUGCGUGUGCGAAGUGCUCCAGCAAGGGGGCAACAUCGAGAGGCUGGGCCGCUUCCUCUGGUCGCUGCCGGCCUGCGAGCACCUUCACAAGAACGAGAGCGUCCUGAAGGCCAAGGCCGUGGUGGCUUUCCACCGAGGCAACUUCCGCGAGCUCUACAAGAUCCUGGAGAGCCACCAGUUCUCGGCGCACAACCACCCCAAGCUGCAGCAGCUGUGGCUCAAGGCGCACUACAUCGAGGCCGAGAAGCUGCGGGGGCGACCCCUAGGGGCAGUCGGCAAGUACCGGGUCCGCCGCAAGUUCCCCUUGCCCCGCUCCAUCUGGGAUGGCGAGGAGACCAGCUAUUGCUUCAAGGAGAAGAGCCGGAGCGUCCUGCGGGAAUGGUACGCCCAUAACCCUUACCCGUCCCCCAGGGAGAAGCGGGAACUGGCCGAGGCCACCGGGCUCACCACCACCCAAGUCAGCAACUGGUUCAAAAACCGGAGGCAGCGGGACCGGGCGGCGGAGGCCAAAGAAAGGGAAAACAAUGAAAAUUCCAGUUCCAAUGGCCACAAUCCGCUUUCCUCCUCCCUCAACGGCAAUAAGACAGUUUUGGGCAGUUCCGAAGAUGAGAAAACGCCCUCCGGCACCCCGGAUCAUUCCUCCUCCAGCCCUGCCUUACUUCUCAAUGCAAACCCAGGCUUACAACCUCUCCAUAGCUUGGGCCAUCCUCAGGGUCCUAGCGCCAUUCCAGUUCCCAGCGCGGACCCUCUGCAUCAUCACAGUUUGCAAGACUCCAUCCUCAACUCCAUGUCUUCAAAUCUGGUCGAUCUCGGCUCUUAAAAAUAUGUGCUGAACCUACCAUGCUCCCUGAACCCAGGCUCUCUUCAUCUGGGUUGUCCUCUUCUUCUUCUUUUUCCCCCACUUAAUUCCUCUGUUCCACAAAC